Molecule: messenger RNA, 1414 nt
Organism: Alnus glutinosa
Lineage: Eukaryota; Viridiplantae; Streptophyta; Magnoliopsida; Fagales; Betulaceae
Product: tyrosine-protein phosphatase DSP1-like
Exons: 6
Coding region: 228-884 (218 amino acids)
Biological process (GO): protein dephosphorylation
Cellular component (GO): cytoplasm
Molecular function (GO): phosphatase activity
Source: RefSeq, a predicted model, not a curated record
AGCACUACAUAACCGUUCUCUCCAUCUUCAAACUUCUUUUUCCAACUGUCCAAAAAAGCAAAAAGCAAAAGAAAAAAAGAAAAAAGAAAAAGAGAGAGAGAGAGUACCACAGCGCAUAGCAGCCCGAAUAUCCUUCGCGAUCCGAACCCCUUUCUCUCUCCCUCUCUCUCACACUCGCUCACACUAUAAAUACAGACACUCUGACACUUUUUCCUCUAUCAUUAUUAAUGACACUAGAAGAGCAGAAGCAGGAGGAAGAGAUGUGCCGGACGAUCGAAGUCGUCUCCUCCGGCAAAGUCGCCGCCGUCAAGGCCGCCGGCGAUGAAUUCACCGGAGAAGAGCCCUACAUACCGCCUCUCAACUUCUCCAUGGUCGACAACGGCAUUUUCCGCUGCGGCUUCCCCGACUCCGCCAACUUCUCCUUCCUCCAAACCCUAGGCCUCCGCUCCAUCAUAUGUCUGUGUCCAGAGCCGUAUCCGGAGGCUAACAUGGAGUUUCUCAAGUCCAACGGGAUCAAGCUCUUUCAAUUCGGGAUUGAAGGAUAUAAGCAUUUUUCGGAUCAUGUACCCAGGAAUCAAAACUUUUACAUUUUUCUGGAGCCAUUUGUGAAUAUCCCGGAUUAUACAAUUCGUGAAGCACUAAAAGUUGUCCUUGAUGUAAGGAAUCACCCGGUUUUAAUUCAUUGUAAACGAGGGAAGCAUCGAACCGGUUGUCUUGUGGGAUGCUUGAGAAAAUUGCAAAGGUGGUGCCUGACAUCUGUUUUUGAUGAAUACCAGCGGUUUGCAGCGGCUAAAGCUAGACUUUCAGAUCAAAGGUUUAUGGAGUUGUUUGAUGUUUCUAGCUUGAAGCAUCUGCCAAUGUCAUUUUCAUGUUCGAAGAGGUAAACGACCGAGUUCUAUCGACCGGCUUUUCCUUUAUUUAAUGGAAGAGAAUCGUUUAGGUCCUACUUCAGAAUAAAUAGGAAAAGGUGAUGAGUUCCUGGAAUGCAUUUCAGCGGCAAAGGAAUAAUUCUUCUUUUUUCCUCAUUGGGAAUAAAAAGAAUAUAUAUAUUUAGUGUGUCCUGUUCGGAGUGUUACAAACUCUCCCUAUACCUCUCUCUCUCUCUCUCUCUCUCUCUCUGUGAUAUGUCCGGGGUCCUCGAAAAUUAGCUUGGUUUAGAGGUCUUAAGUUGAUGCUGAAAGGGUUUUUAGUGGAUACAAAUCAAGAUAGCAACUCUUCUCUUCCACUCUAGCUGCUCCUUUCAAUGAUUAUAAUGGAAGGCAAGGCCAGCUAGACAGAUUUUGAUCUACCCAUGAAUCUUGGUCGGGUAGUCAAGUAUAGAUAAAACAAAAUAUAUUUACUUGUAGAAUAGUUAUCUGGGUAUCUUUAUCAUGAUGUAAUUUGAUAAUCAAAUAAAGUAUGAUUUAAUAAACAA